This is a messenger RNA of Bemisia tabaci, 1844 nucleotides long. Its product is annotated as activator of 90 kDa heat shock protein ATPase homolog 1. Gene Ontology annotation, molecular function: protein-folding chaperone binding; ATPase activator activity. NCBI's taxonomy places the organism in Eukaryota, Metazoa, Arthropoda, Insecta, Hemiptera, Aleyrodidae. Gene Ontology annotation, cellular component: cytosol. The record is from RefSeq and is a predicted model, not a curated record. Gene Ontology annotation, biological process: protein folding; positive regulation of ATP-dependent activity.
CGCCAAGUAAAGCGGAUCAUGCAAUGAACUAGCUCUUCGAGUCUCCUCUACCACACGAAUUUCUAUAAACUCUACGAAGGCGGCUCUAGGCCAGAACCAAUAAUAAUUAUGCCCCACAGCGAGUGGCGGUACGACAUGGCCAGAAACUUGCAUCUGCUGCCCGAAUGGAUCUCAUGAAAAUCUUUGCACAAGGCACUUAAUGCACUCAGUAAAAUUACUUUCUCCGCAGGGAACACCAGUCAUCAUCCUCUUCCGAAAGCUGUAGAAAUGGCAAAAUGGGGUGAAGGUGACCCAAGGUGGAUUGUAGAAGAACGUCCAGAUGCAACAAAUGUGAACAACUGGCACUGGACUGAAAAAAAUGCUUGUCAGUGGUCUAAAGAUAAGAUAAAAAAUUUAUUUACCAACUUCAAAAUUGAUGGCAAAUCAUUGCAAGUUGAAAUUACAGAAGUGGAGAAAUGCGACGGCGAAGCGGUUGCAAACAACAGAAAAGGUAAACUCAUUUUCUUCUAUGAAUGGGAUAUCACUUUGAACUGGAAGGCUCAUAUCAGUGGCGUUGAAAAAGAAAUUGAAGGCAAGGUUGCCAUUCCAAAUUUGAGUGAAGAAAAUUCAGUGGAAGAAAUUGAGGUAAAUACAUCUCUGAAAGAACCAUCCAAAGAGGGAGAAGUAGUCAAAGACUUUAUGUACCAAGAGGGUCGUAGCAAGAUUCGCGAACAAUUAGCAGCAUAUAUUAGCUCCCUGAAAGAAGAAUUUUCGCAAGGAAUGAUUCUACCUAAAAAGGAAGAAUCUUGUAAUAAAGGAAAAUCUGUUACAUCUAUAAACAAUGCAAAGACUCUGAUGAACAAUGUGAUUGAAUCGAAAAAAAUAGACACUUCCAAAGUAGCAACGUCUACUCUAAAUUUCUCUCAAACUUUCAUCUGCACUGGUGACGAAUUUUACAAUGCUCUUACAACCCCACAGAUGGUAUCAGCAUUCACUCACAGCCCUGCCGUGCUUGACAACAGAGAGGGUGGCAAAUUUGAAAUGUUCAAUGGAAAUAUUUAUGGAGAAUUCAUUAAACUAGUGCCUGGCAAAAAAAUUGUUCAAAGGUGGAGGUCUAAAAGGUGGCCAGACGGUCAUUUUUCUACUGUCACUUUAGAUAUAGAGCAGCAAAAAGAUCAUACCCUGGUCAAAGUCUCACAAACUGGAAUUCCUGAAAGUGAAUAUGAUUCCACCAAAGAAAACUGGGACCGUUAUUACUGGGAAAGUAUGAAGAGAUACCUCGGAUUUGGAACAUUCUUGUGAUUUGAAGCUCGUGAAAAACUAGAAGAGAUUCUCACCUUUUGAAGCUGUAGCUGCCGAAUUUUCUAGUUUCUUCCGAAACUUAUCAUUGCUUUUAUGCCUGAGAUUCUGGCUGUCAGUCUCCAUGAUUUUCUAAUUUUUUUUUUAAGUUUUUUGUAACCUGCUCACAAAUUUAUAUAGCUAGGUUUCGUACAGAACUUUUCAAUUUAAUGUGGAAAUAAUGGUUAAUUUAUACUUUUCUGAGGGUUAAACCUUUCGAUUAUCGAAGUCUAAUGUAUGUUAGUGCUAUCAUUGAUUGCCGUAGAUUAUGAUUCAUUGAGAAACUCUGCGAUGUUCGCAUUAAUGUUAAAAGAAAUCUUAAUUGGCUGUUUUCUUUCUAGUUUCUCAUCUCUGAGGUGAAAUAAUGAUGUGAAUACUGAUUGUAAUUAGCUUACAAUUUCAUUGAGCUUUGAAAUAUCUUUGUUUUAAGAAAGUUGCACAACUCUGCUGGUGAUUUCAUCCAAUAGGUCGUUCCAAGCACGUAUGUCAUGUUUGUCAGCAUGAGGAAUAAACCAAUGUUACAAAUA